GCUUGAGCAUGCGCCGCGCAGAGGUCUAUGAUUGAAUGUGGUGCAUACGUGUUUAUUUUUAUUUUAAAUUAAAUUGAAUAAAUUUCAUAAAAUUAUUAAAAAUGUCACGACAACAACAAGAUAUUGACGAACUUUUUGAUGUUAAGAAUCACUUCUACAUAGGAAAUUAUCAACAAUGUAUUAAUGAAGCACAGAAAUUGAAGAAGACUUCAACACCAGAAGUUGCUAUUGAUAGAGAUAUAUUCACCUACAGAGCUUACAUGGCCCAAAAUAAAUUUCUAGUGGUUCUUGAUGAAAUACACGGAGCUUCGCCAGCAAGAGUGCAACCACUGAAGUUACUUGCAGAGUAUUUGUCCAAUAAGCAAAAACGUGAAGACGUGGUGCAACAAAUGGAGCAAAAACUUGAAAGUUCGGUACAAGACAACGAUAUUCUUGUGCUGGUUGCGGCUACAAUUUAUAUGCACGAAUUGAAUUAUGAAGCUGCCUAUAAGGUUCUUCACACAUCGGAAACAUUGGAAGCAUUAGCAAUUACUUUAGAUAUAUUAAUUAAGAUGCAUCGUAUUGAUUUGGCGAAAAAGAAAUUGAAAGAAAUGCAGGACAAGGACGACGAUGCUACAUUAACUCAACUUGCCCAAGCUUGGGUGAAUGUUGCAAUGGGUGGCGACAAACUGCAAGAUGCAUAUUAUAUCUAUCAAGAGUUAGUGGACAAAUAUGGUCCAUCUCCAAUUUUAUUAAAUAAUCAAGCAGUUACUUUUAUUGGUCAAGGUAAAUAUGAGGAAGCGGAAGCUGCUCUUCAAGAAGCCUUGGAUAAGGAUUCCAAUUUCCCAGAUACACUUAUCAAUUUCAUUGUUCUCUCGCAACAUACCGGGAAAGGACCUGAGGUAGUUAAUCGAUAUCUAUCCCAAUUAAAAGAUAAAAAUGCAGACCACCCAUUCCUAAAGGACUUAAAACAAAAGCAAGAAGAAUUUGCACAUAUAUGCCAGCAAUAUGGCCCAAGCACAUCUGCCAGGGCUUAAAGUUCUGCAGUGGCGUGAUUGAAAAAAAUUGUAAUUAAUUAAUAUAUGUAUCACAGAUCUA
Photinus pyralis (common eastern firefly) is the source of this 1077-nucleotide messenger RNA. It is a transcript of the gene epsilonCOP, whose product is annotated as coatomer subunit epsilon. NCBI's taxonomy places the organism in Eukaryota, Metazoa, Arthropoda, Insecta, Coleoptera, Lampyridae. Gene Ontology annotation, molecular function: protein binding; structural molecule activity. Bases 102 to 1016 code for a protein of 304 amino acids. Gene Ontology annotation, cellular component: COPI vesicle coat. The transcript is spliced from 4 exons. Gene Ontology annotation, biological process: intra-Golgi vesicle-mediated transport; retrograde vesicle-mediated transport, Golgi to endoplasmic reticulum; endoplasmic reticulum to Golgi vesicle-mediated transport. The record is from RefSeq and is a predicted model, not a curated record.